AUGGCCUCAAAACCCAUCACACUCCAAAUUCGCCCACGAGGAAAGCCCAUAAAAUCCCUGCCAGAGUCGGUCGAUCUGAAAUCCGAUGCCUCCGCAGCCGAGUUGUAUUCUGAACUCGCACGCAGAACCAAGUACUCGAUUCACCAGCUGCGCGUGACCAAGGGCUCCGAUGGCAGUGUCGUGGCCAACUCUAAAGAUACCUCGAUAUAUGAGACUGGUUUACGUGAUCAGAGUACAGUCUAUGUAAAAGAUCUUGGAACACAAGUGGCAUGGCGGACUGUAUUCCUGGUGGAGUAUUUCGGUCCAAUCCUUAUACAUCCGUUGAUGCUGGCCCUCCGACCGUACAUCUACCCUUCCGCCAGCAAGGAGCCGUCUCAGUUGCAGCAGGUGCUCUGUGUGUUGAUAUGCCUGCACUUUCUCAAGCGGGAGCUAGAGACGUUGUUUGUCCACCGCUUCUCGGCCGCUACCAUGCCUCUCCGCAACAUCUUCAAGAACAGCUUCCACUACUGGAUUCUUUCUGGCCUCCUGAUCUCAGCUUUCAUCUAUUCCCCUUACUCCGCAGCAGCACAAGAGCCGAACCCACUCCUCUUCUAUCCUGGAUUGGCCAUCUUCGGAUUAGGAGAACUGGGCAAUCUUCAAACACAUCUCACAUUGAAAGGGCUCCGGAGUGCGGGAGGGACCGAACGUGGUAUCCCUCAAGGAUUCUUGUUUAACCUUGUCACCUGCCCCAACUAUAUGACGGAAACCGUCUCUUGGAUCGGUGUAUAUCUUCUCAGUGGCCUGAGCUGGGGGGUGCUCAUCUUCCUUGUCGUCUCCGUCGUCCAAAUGGGUCAAUGGGCAGCAAAGAAAGAGCGACGAUACCGCAAGGAGUUUGGUGACAAGUACAAGAAGAAGAGAUUCACCAUGCUUCCGGGCAUUUGGUGA
Fonsecaea multimorphosa CBS 102226 is the source of this 924-nucleotide messenger RNA. RefSeq lists its product as uncharacterized. Lineage: Eukaryota; Fungi; Ascomycota; Eurotiomycetes; Chaetothyriales; Herpotrichiellaceae. Gene Ontology annotation, molecular function: oxidoreductase activity, acting on the CH-CH group of donors. The transcript has 2 exons. The record is from RefSeq and is a predicted model, not a curated record. Gene Ontology annotation, biological process: very long-chain fatty acid biosynthetic process. Bases 1 to 924 code for a protein of 307 amino acids.